This is a messenger RNA of Neocloeon triangulifer, 1785 nucleotides long. It is a transcript of the gene PolD3, whose product is annotated as nucleolar protein dao-5. Lineage: Eukaryota; Metazoa; Arthropoda; Insecta; Ephemeroptera; Baetidae. The record is from RefSeq and is a predicted model, not a curated record. Gene Ontology annotation, biological process: DNA strand elongation involved in DNA replication; DNA synthesis involved in UV-damage excision repair; DNA replication. Gene Ontology annotation, molecular function: DNA-directed DNA polymerase activity. Gene Ontology annotation, cellular component: delta DNA polymerase complex; nucleus. Bases 92 to 1345 code for a protein of 417 amino acids. The transcript is spliced from 8 exons.
CAUAUGAGAGCAGUGGCGGUGCCUUGUUCCGUGCUGAAAUAAAAUUGUAAACAAAGAAAAUUUACUCGCUGCAUAAUUCCAGUAAAAUUUAAUGCCGAGAGAGGAGAUGGGAGCUCAUUUUGAAGAAAUUGAGGACCUUGUCAUUGGACAAGACGUGCCCGUUUCAUACAAGAGACUAAGCAAGCACUUGGACGUCCACGUUAACAAAGCAAAAAAAAUACUCGCUGAUUUUGCCGAUGGCAAGGAAGGAAAAGUCUCUGAAACCCACCUUGUCUCGGGCAAGGUUCCAUCAAGCAAUGGUUUUGGAUGGCAUGUUUGCGUGGUUCACAAGCAAGAUGUCCAAACAAUUACCAAUUCGUCUUUCUACGAGUCAUCCUCGAGUCACGUCUAUGCCGUCUAUAAAGGGUCAAAGAGUACUGAAAUUUUGUCCGACGUGACAACAAGAAUUGAAGAUGUUGCAGAAAAAGUGUCUGGCAUCCAAAAUAAGCAUGUUUCGGUUAAAGAAAGCAACGGAAAAAGAAAAUUCGCAACUGCUAAAACGCCAUUAUUACCUGCCAUGACGAAAAAGAAGGUUGAAGAAGUUAAGAAAGACAAAUCUGAACCUAAGCCUGAAAAUUCUCCUACCAUGCAAAAAGAUACUAAGAAAGAGCCAGAGGCCUCUGCGGAGAAGAAGACUGAAGUUUCUGCGCCUGAGAAGGAAUCCAAAAAGCUUCAGGCAAAUUCAAACAACAGUAGCAAGCAAAAGGGUAUUGCAAAUUUCUUUCAACGAGGAGCUGCUCCUGCCAAGGCAAAGCCGGAACCCAAGCCUGCUGCUAAAGAGGAGAAACCUAUAGAUAUAGAAGAGGAUGAGCCCAAACCAACUGAGACGAAACCCAAAUCAAAAGCAGUGGAGAGUAAUUUAAAUAAUAAGGGCAAAGCGAGCAACGGAAAAGUGGCUCCGAAGAGGAAACCUGCAAAAUCUAACGGGCAUCCUGAAAAGAAGAGGAAGAGGAUUGUGAUUGAGUCUGACUCUGAUAGCAGUGACAAUGAAGGGCAAAUUGAAGAAGUCGAAGUAGACGAGCCUGCACCACCAACAGCAGUUGCUGCCAAGGAGGAGCCUGAAGUGUCUCAAGAAGAAGGAGUCUGUCGUGAACGCAAGCUGGUCGACAAGAUGUUUAAAGAUGAAAAAGGUUUUAUUGUCACCAAAAAGGUCUGGGUCACUGAAGAAAAAAAGAUUGACACCAAGGAAAAUGACGAUGUAAAAAUAAUAGAGAAGGAAGAAACCAAGAAGGUUGAAGAGAAAGCUGCUGUUGCCCCAGCAAAAAAGAAGCAGGCUGGCAUCAUGAGCUUCUUUACUCGUAAGUGAUCAACCUCAAUACUUAAAAAUAUUAAUUCGACGAUUACUUGGCCGGUGUCCAAUUGUAAAAUUUCAUGUAAUAUUAAGUAAUGAAAACUUUUAAGAUAUUCUAGUUGAUAUCAUGGGCUUUAUUUUUUAAUGACACAUUCAUUUGACAUGAGGAGAAAUGAAGGAUGAAACUGACUUGAGUUUUGUCUUGACAACACAUAUACAGAAUUAUAAAUUAGCUUGUCACCGAAAGUCUUCAUCAUUUAAAGUAACAACUUGGCCAUCCAUUUCUGAAUCACCGUAUGUUUGUUCCUGGCUUUCCUCUUCUUCUUGUGUGCUCUUUAAAUGCAACGUUAAUAUCCCUGCUUGGCCUUUGAUUGCUAGUAUCACUGCACGGCCACCGUUGGCCAAUUCGCAUGCAGUGAAUGGAUAGUCAGGCGUGAAAACAGCUAUGCAGGUUC